Aspergillus aculeatus ATCC 16872 is the source of this 399-nucleotide messenger RNA. Its product is annotated as putative C2H2 transcription factor. Gene Ontology annotation, biological process: regulation of transcription by RNA polymerase II. The record is from RefSeq and is a predicted model, not a curated record. Gene Ontology annotation, cellular component: nucleus. The annotation marks the transcript as partial. The transcript has a single exon. Lineage: Eukaryota; Fungi; Ascomycota; Eurotiomycetes; Eurotiales; Aspergillaceae.
AACGCCACCGCCGCCAUUCCAUGCUCCUCUUCUUCCUCACCACCACGCUCCCAGUACCCUCACAAUCACCACCACGUCCAUCGAAAUUUGACGAACUAUGGCAUUCCCAACCCCGACGGAACAUGGCGCUGUGCCUAUCCAGGGUGCUCCUCACAAGCCCUCUUCCGUCGUGGCUGCGACCUGCGCAAACACUACAACCGACAUCGCAAGCACCUGUUCUGCCGCUACGAGGGUUGUCCACAGGCCGUGCGGGGUGGAUUUUCCAGCAAGAAGGACCGAGAUCGACACGAAGCGAAACAUAACCCCGAAAUCCCAUGUGAGUGGGAAGGGUGUCGUCGGGUGUUCAGCCGAAUGGAUAACAUGAAGGAUCAUGUGAGAAGGAUCCAUAAGAGGCGCGAC